This is a messenger RNA of Sorex araneus (European shrew), 3493 nucleotides long. RefSeq names its product transducer of ERBB2, 2 (gene TOB2). Gene Ontology annotation, cellular component: nucleus; cytoplasm. Gene Ontology annotation, molecular function: transcription corepressor activity. Gene Ontology annotation, biological process: regulation of gene expression. The record is from RefSeq and is a predicted model, not a curated record. Lineage: Eukaryota; Metazoa; Chordata; Mammalia; Eulipotyphla; Soricidae. The coding region runs from base 465 to 1505 and encodes 346 amino acids. The transcript is spliced from 2 exons.
GGGACGCAGCGCGCAGGGGUGGGGAAGCGGGAUCCGUGCGCAGGGUUGCUAAGGGUGAAACUUUUCAUUGACUUUGCUCACUUCGGGCCGGGCUGCGGGACGGUGCGCGUCGUCGCGGCCAGAAGAGCAGCACCGCCCGCCCGGCGACACGAGCCGCCCUCCUCGCGGUCCCCCCCGCCGCCGCCGCCGCCGCCGCCAGCCCGAGCUCCAGAAAGCGGAGAAUUCGAGGCAGCGCCCACCCGUCCCCCCGGCUCGCCCCGCACCCAGCCCUCCACGGAGGAGAGGACUCCCCGACCCCCGGCCCGAGCCCCGGACCACUCUGGAGGGAGAAGCCGCGCCGCGGCCGGCAGACCGCCCCGCCGCCGCCGACACCGAAGCCACCUGGAGCCCAAGGCUGUCCACUGAACACCUCCCGCCCUUGCCCUCGGCCCGAGCCCUGAGCUGACUCCUCGUGGGGCCGGACCAUGCAGCUGGAGAUCAAGGUCGCCCUCAACUUCAUCAUCUCCUACUUAUACAACAAGCUGCCCCGGCGCCGGGCAGACCUGUUCGGGGAGGAGCUGGAGCGGCUCCUGAAGAAGAAAUACGAAGGCCACUGGUACCCGCACCGGCCGCUGAAGGGCUCCGGCUUCCGCUGUGUCCACAUCGGGGAGCUGGUGGACCCCGUGGUGGAGCUGGCCGCCAGGCGCAGCGGCCUGGCCGUGGAGGACGUGCGGGCCAACGUGCCCGAGGAGCUGAGCGUCUGGAUCGACCCUUUCGAGGUGUCGUACCAGAUCGGGGAGAAGGGCACCGUGAAGGUGCUGUACCUGGACGCCGGCGAGGGCGGGGCGGCCGUGGAGCUGGACAAGGAGAUGAAGAGCAGCUUCAACCCCGAGGCCCAGGUCUUCGUGCCCAUCGGCAGCCAGGACAGCUCCCUGUCCAACUCGCCGUCGCCGGCCUUCGGCCAGUCCCCCAGCCCCACCUUCAUCCCGCGCUCCGCGCAGCCCAUCACCUUCACCACGGCCUCCUUCGCCGCCACCAAGUUCGGCUCCACCAAGAUGAAGAAAGGGGGCGGGGCGGCGGGCGGGGGCGGCGGCGGGGUGGGCGGCCAGCAGCCCCCGCAGCAGCAGCCGCGCCUGGCCCGCUCCCCGACGGGCAACCUGCUGAAGCACAAGGGCGCCUCCCUGUCCGUGCACUCGCUGAACUUCAUCGCGCCCGCGCCCGCCCCGCAGUCCCAGCUCUCGCCCAACGCCAAGGAGUUCGUGUACAGCGGCGGCAGCUCGCCCAGCCUUUUCUUCGACGGCGCCGACGGCCCGGGGGGCAGCCCGGCCCCCUUUGGGGGCAGCAGCGGGACGGGGCCUGGCGGCAGCAGCGGCACCAGCGGCAGCUUCGAUGUGGCCCAGGUGUUGGGGGGCAGCUCGGGCAGCCUGUUCCUGGAGAAGUCGCCCUUCGUGGAGGGCCUCAGCUACAACCUGAGCACCAUGCAGUACCCCAGCCAGCCCUUCCAGCCCGUCGUGCUGGCCAACUGACCGGCGGCCCCGCGGCCCCCAAGACCACAGGAGAGGAGGGGCGAGGCCCGAAAGAGCAGAAGAAAGAGUCACAAAGAGAUCUCCCACCUCCCCCCCACCCCUGCCGCGGGUGUCCUGCCCGAGGCCUCGCAUUUGGUUGAUUCAGGUUUAGAUUUCUGUUCUUCCUUUUCUCCGUGUAGCUUUCGGCAUCGCUGGUUAGUGGCUGCCUGUGCCGAGGGCGGGCGGGGCUGAUGCAUGCGCCAACCCCCCCAUCUCCCCAGGGACGGGAGCGCUGCCCUGUGUCACUGCCUCUGCCCCAUCCUUAGCCGUCCAACCUCAGCAGGCCCCUUCCAGGCCUGCCGCCCGCACCCACUCCGCUCAGGCCCGGAGUCCCGCCUCUAAGCUCAUGCCGGGGUCUCCUGAGGGCGCCCUUCAUCUCUGCCCACCCUCCUGCGGCCCCUUCUCCCGGGCCUGAGGUCGGGGCUGGGUGUGACUGGCGCGUGUGUGCGCGUGUGCGUGUAUGUGUGUGUGUGCACCCACAGUUGGUUUGCUGUCCUGUUUUAAAGGAUUCCAAGCCAUGUGAAAUUGGCCCCUGGCUGCGACUCCGAGUCUAGCAAGAGAUUCUUUGUGUCUGAGGUCGGGGGCUGGACUGGUGGGUCAUGGGGCCCCCCGGCAGAGGGAGCUGGUGCACUUGUUUGUUUUUGACCAAAAAGUGGAGCGGGAAGGUGGCAGGGGCUGACACAGCCUCAGAUGCUAAGAGAAGGCCCCACACUUAGCCCCGGGGUGUUUGGGGGCCACACUCGAGCUGGCAGAGUCUGAAGCACCAGUUGGGACAGUGGGUCCCCGGGGUGUAGAUAUGUGAACGUCCCUGUCUGCUUGAGAACUCGGCACCCCUAGCCCCUGUCGCCGCCCCGGCUGGCACACUGGGCCUUGGGCGCGAGGGGCUGGCGUGCCUGUGGCAUCCGCCCCUCCUCCACUGGAAGGUAUCAAAGCCCUUGGCACGUCCCACGUGGGCAGCUGCUGUGGCGGUGGGUCCCACCCAGAUGGGCACUGCCAGCCUUGCCAGGGGAGCCAGCCCUACCUCCCUCCGUCAGCGGGGCAUCGUCCUGGCUUCUCGGCACCCACCCCAGCCUCAUCCCACCCAGGCCUCAGGCCCAGGCAGCUGCUCGGGGCAGGCUGGAUGCUGCCUUAUGCCCCCCCCCUCCAGCCCCUUACAGCCCCCUCCUGAGCGCCGGUACCAGCCCCGAGAUGCCGAAAUACGGAGAAAACUCUUGAGGAGCGUCUGGGCUCUGGGGCUGGGUUCAGUCUGUCUCGACUCAAAUCUAGGCAUUUUUGCUUCGAUUUUAUUUUUUAAGAAAACAGGAGAAUCUGCACUAAUUUACCUGGUUUCGUAGGAAGACUUUCUUUUUUUUGUUUCUUUUUUACAUUUUUUGGUGUCUGUUUGUAUUGAAUAAUUUGCUACAUUUGUAAAAUGUAAGAAGUAUAUAUAAUAUAUGUAUAUUUCUAACGUAAAAGAAGUAAUUUUUUUUCUUUCGAGAUUUUUUCUUAAAAAGUGGAGAGUAAGAUAUUUUUUCAGGAAAAACAAACUUUAAAAUAAAAAAAGAGGAGACUCGAAACCUUUUCUCCUUCUCCCCACCCGCUUUCCCGGGAACAAAUGCAAGGGGUGGCAUUCGUGAAGAAUGGACAUUUUAGUUCAGAGGGAUGAAUUCUCAGUGCCGUGAGCUGGGGGCUCUGGCCUGGCCCCCGAGACGGGGGGAGGCUCCCCGAGAGGCGCCAUGCAGAGGAGAACGGGGGUCGGGGGGGUCAGCUCAUGAGCUGCUUUUCUUUAGUGCCGGAAGAAUAUUACCGAGUGUUUCGUACUCAGGAUGUCGUGCAAUAUUUCGGAAUGGGACAUUGGUGUGUUUAGAGACAUAGUUUAAAAACAGAACAAAAAGAUUGAUCAAAUCUGUACAGUUUAUAUUGUUCCAGAUUUUUUUAAGUUUGUAUUAAAAGCAUGAUAUAUAAUAGUC